Mycena indigotica is the source of this 414-nucleotide messenger RNA. RefSeq names its product DNA-directed RNA polymerase III subunit RPC10. The record is from RefSeq and is a predicted model, not a curated record. Gene Ontology annotation, biological process: DNA-templated transcription; termination of RNA polymerase III transcription. Gene Ontology annotation, cellular component: RNA polymerase III complex. The coding region runs from base 1 to 414 and encodes 137 amino acids. Lineage: Eukaryota; Fungi; Basidiomycota; Agaricomycetes; Agaricales; Mycenaceae. The transcript is spliced from 3 exons. Gene Ontology annotation, molecular function: zinc ion binding; nucleic acid binding; DNA-directed RNA polymerase activity.
AUGCUCUUUUGUCCGACCUGUUCGAAUCUCCUCGUUGUUUCCGGUGAUACUGGUUAUAACAAAUGGGCUUGCAAUACUUGUUCGUACGAGUUCCCUAUCACAAAACAAAUGACUUCGCGAACAAAAUUAGUCCGUAAGGCGGUCGACGAUGUUCUAGGUGGGGAGGAGGCUUGGAAACAUGCGGACGCAACAAUGGCUUCAUGUCCGAAGUGCAACCACGAUAAAGCAUAUUUCUAUCAACUCCAAAUUCGCUCCGCCGACGAGCCUAUGACGACUUGUGUGUUCUUCGUUGCUUACUUUUCUAUUCUGGAGAUAGUCCAACAGUCUAUCGCUGCACACAGUGCGCACACCAGUGGCGAGAGAAUUAGUGAACGUGAUAUACUGUCCUUGUCGUUGUUACACUGUAGUAACUAA